CGCGACUUCACCGUCUUGGGUGAACGCUCCACUCGAGAAAAGUGAAAGGCCAGGAGGCGUUGGCUAAUUGAAUUUCUAUUUUCGAUCCUGCCCAAGAAGCGGAGCCCCCAAGAAAAGGGGAUUGGAUGGGUUAAGGCGGCGGAAUGGGCGACUCAGGUAAGCGAAAUGGUCAUAAAUGCCCGCGAUAGGAACGUUGAGGGAAUCCCCCAGCAAAUCAAUCGAAAAUACACUACAGUUUAUGGAGAUGUGAUUAGAUUAGAAAAACAUACCAGUGAAAUAUGUGAAUUAAUAACUAUUAACAAUUAUAGCCACCAGAAAUAGGGAAUAUUGAUGUUAACCUCAUUGUAAUACUCUCUAUACGUAAUAUAUAUAUUUAAAAUCCAUUCCGCAUCUCGAGCAAAGAGUACAACACCCACGGUUAGGGUAUAAAUGAAGCUAUUUAAAGACCUUUCAAGCCUCGAGACAUUCACCUCCGGCUUUCAACUCAGGAUUGCUUUGGUUUUCGCUUGAGUUUGGGGUUUGGGGCUUGGGGGCCGACGCAACCGCGAGGCGACUAUUCAAUUUUAGACAUUUGACGACUUGAGUUGCUCGAGGCUCAAGCCAAAAGGCGUUGGCAGGUGCAGCGAUUGCAAUGGAAACUUGCGGCACGCAUAUGUGGCACAAGGAACAGAACGGCGGGAUGAGGAUGCCUUGAUUCAAAGAUAGCAGCCGGGUGGCAUUUGGAGGAGCAGAAGGAGAAGGAGGAGGCCCAUUGGGCCAAGAAAGUUAUGACAGGCCGGGCAGAGGCCAAAGCCUCGAGGGAUUAGGGCCACUGCACUUCACGCGGCUUGGCUUGGUUGCAUUAGAAGAACCUAGAUUUUCGCCAGAGAAAGACGCAUCCGCGGAACAGAGUCAUCAUGUUGGGAAUAGCCUGCGAUCCACUGCAGCAUACGAGCAUGUACGAGCGCGGAUCAGAUGAUAGCGAAGACAGCGAUGGAGAAGGCGGUCUGGGCAACGUUUCCCGCGUUAUCAUCCGUCCGCCGGGUCAAAGUGGCAAAGCCAAGCGAGGUCACCUCUGCUUUGAUGCGGCCUUCGAAACGGGAAACCUGGGAAAAGCGGAGCUGGUGGGCGAGUUCGAGUACGACUUGUUCCUCAGACCGGACACAUGUAAUCCGCGCUUUCGCUUCUGGUUUAACUUCACCGUGGACAACGUGAAGCAGGAUCAGCGAGUGCUCUUCCACAUUGUGAACAUCAGCAAGAGCAGGAAUCUCUUCUCCUCGGGACUGACGCCCCUGGUCAAGAGUUCCAGUCGACCCAAGUGGCAGAGGCUGUCCAAGCGGCAGGUGUUCUUCUACCGAUCGGCCAUGCACCAGGGCCACUACGUCCUGAGCUUCGCCUUCAUCUUCGACAAGGAGGAGGAUGUGUACCAGUUCGCCUUGGCCUGGCCUUAUAGCUAUUCGCGUUUGCAGUCCUAUUUGAAUGUGAUUGAUGCCCGGCAAGGAUCGGACAAGCGGUUCACCCGCUGUGUGCUUGUCAAGUCGCUGCAAAAUCGCAAUGUGGACCUGCUGACCAUCGACCACGUGACAGCCAAACAGCGCUCCACCAACCGCUUGGAUCGCAGCUUCAUCCGGGUGAUUGUAGUCCUUUGCAGGACGCACUCCAGCGAGGCUCCAGCUUCCCAUGUGUGCCAGGGUCUCAUCGAGUUUCUCGUUGGGAAUCAUCCCAUCGCCGCCGUCUUGCGGGAUAACUUUGUCUUCAAAAUCGUGCCCAUGGUGAAUCCGGAUGGCGUCUUUCUGGGAAACAAUCGCUGCAAUCUGAUGGGGCAGGACAUGAAUCGCAACUGGCACAUUGGAUCCGAGUUCACGCAGCCAGAAUUGCACGCGGUGAAGGGCAUGCUGAAGGAGUUGGAUAAUUCCGAUACCUAUCAGAUAGACUUUGUGAUCGAUCUGCAUGCGAAUAGCAGCAUGCACGGCUGCUUCAUCUACGGGAACACCUACGAGGAUGUCUACAGGUAUGAGCGGCACCUGGUAUUCCCGCGACUCUUCGCCAGCAACGCCCAGGACUACGUGGCGGAUCACACGAUGUUCAAUGCGGACGAACGCAAGGCGGGCAGCAUGCGGAGAUUCAGCUGCGAGAGACUGAGUGACACGGUGAAUGCCUACACAUUGGAGGUCUCCAUGGCCGGUCACUACCUCAAGGAUGGCAAGACCAUCUCCCUGUACAACGAAGAUGGCUAUUACCGCGUGGGCAGGAAUCUUGCCAGGACUCUGCUGCAGUACUACCGCUUCAUCAACAUCCUGCCCAUGCCGAUUGUGACCGAGGUGAGGAGCAAAAGGCGCGGGCGAAACCGCCAUGCCCACCACUCCCGAUCCCGCUCGAAAACCCGCUACGAGGUGAAGCCCCGUCCCAAGACUCCUCGUUGCCACGCCCCCAUUGCCUACACCAACCUGAGCAUAUGCUACGAUUCGGGCGGCGGAGGCGGAUCCUCGGACGAGGGCGGAUUCUCGCCCGUGCGUCCCUUGGCCCCAGGAAGCAGUUGCUUCAGUGGCUACCGAAACUACCGGCGCGCUGCCACAGCAAGUUGCUCCGCACACCCAGGUCAUGAUCAGUACUCCCCCUUCGCACUGGGAGCCCUGAAAACGGGCAGCGACCACGGCGGAGCAGUGGGUGGCUCCAAGGGCUCCAAGCGGUCAGCAGCGGUCACCAUCGAGGUGCCCCUGCCCGUGAAUGUGCCGCCCAAGCCAUAUCUGUCCAUCAUCGACUUGAAUCAACUGACCAGGGGAAGCCUUAAGCUCAAGUCCAACAGCUUCGACGCCGCAGACAGGAGAUAGGAUCGGUGAUAUGGCGUGGAUCAGGGUGACCUUGGGUUUUAGGAAUCCGAAGGAAGUGAGGAGUUGUUUUAGGUAUAAUCAAGAUCAAGUCUUUUCUACG
Messenger RNA from Drosophila santomea, 2910 nucleotides. RefSeq names its product cytosolic carboxypeptidase 6. The transcript has 5 exons. NCBI's taxonomy places the organism in Eukaryota, Metazoa, Arthropoda, Insecta, Diptera, Drosophilidae. Gene Ontology annotation, biological process: proteolysis. The record is from RefSeq and is a predicted model, not a curated record. Gene Ontology annotation, molecular function: metallocarboxypeptidase activity; zinc ion binding. Bases 897 to 2810 code for a protein of 637 amino acids.